Molecule: messenger RNA, 4543 nt
Organism: Vicia villosa (hairy vetch)
Lineage: Eukaryota; Viridiplantae; Streptophyta; Magnoliopsida; Fabales; Fabaceae
Product: cation/H(+) antiporter 15-like
Exons: 6
Coding region: 1639-4062 (807 amino acids)
Biological process (GO): proton transmembrane transport; regulation of pH
Cellular component (GO): endomembrane system; membrane
Molecular function (GO): antiporter activity
Source: RefSeq, a predicted model, not a curated record
ACCUGUAGUUGUUGGGCUCCACAUCUUGGCACUCUUAGUGUUUUUAUAACAUCAAAAGCCUGAUUUUAUAUUUCUAAUAAUGCAGACUGCAUCUCUCAUACCACUCUCUGUUCCAUUUGUUUCAAAUCAAAAGUGUCCUUACUCUCUUUCACCUGAUCUUGGCCGGUACUGCAUUACUGCCUUGUCAAUGAAGAGGAAGUGUUUGAAAUCCCCGUUUGAAUUUGCUGCAUUGUGCAGCAAGUAUUAGCAUGCAUGCCCCUUUAUACAAGACAACUAUGUCUUCUUUCAAUCUUCUAAAAUAAGCUUUUUGUAUUCUAUGAUAUGUAACCACUGGUGGAGCCGUACAUAUUUGGUUUAUCAAAAAAUUUAUUGUAUUUUAAGAAUUAUGAAAGGUGUUUUAUGAAUUAUGAAGAGCAUGAAAAAUAGCCUCUCUUAAAUUAUUUUCAACAUUACAUUGUUAUUGCUAAGAGAUAAUCAAAUGAAAUUGCUGAUAUUUUAACCAUGGUGGCUUCAUUUUAAUCUUACUCUUAAUUUUUUUUUAUGGCAAUUCACUUGUAUUUCUACUUUGAAUGAUAAUAAAAUGAAAUGAUCUUUCUUUCAUGAAAAAAAGUUGAUUUAUGCGAGUGAGUAAGAUCACCUAAGUAAAAGUGUUUUUUCACUUCAAGUCUUUGAAAAAAAAAACCCAUUUAUAUAUAUGACAACAAAUUAUACCAAAUAUCAAUUUUGAAUAGUGUGAUUUGGUGGCAACAAGAUGAGGUUUAUUUUAUUAGAAAACUUCCUUAUCUUUGUAACACUUUCCAAUACUUCAAUUUUCUUCCUUACGGAAAGUAAAAGCUUCCUUAAUUUACGUUAAGAAUCCAAUUUCUGUCUUCAUCUUGUCUUUUUCUCUUCUAUAUUUUAUACUAUUUGGUUUGAUUCGGUUCCAAAAAUCAUUACAAAGUCUCUUUCUCUUCCUCUUCUGUCAUCUCUGAUAAAGACUUGAAAACCAUCACACACAAUCAGAAUGGCUAAUGUGGUGGAAGUGAAAGUUGGUUUGCACUGCGACGACUGUAUCAAGAAAAUCCUUAAAGCGAUAAAAAGAAUUCAAGAUAUCGAAACGUAUAACGUUGAUACAAAGCUGAACAAGGUUAUCGUUACCGGGGACGUCACGACAGAACAAGUUAUCAAAGUUCUUCACAAAAUUGGAAAGAAUGCAACUCCCUUUCAAGAAGAUGCAGUUUAGCUUUUCUAGUAUAAAGUUUUCCUUCUUUGCAAAAAAAACAUAUUGUACUUAUGAUUUGUCUGUAACUUAAUAAUAACAUGUUUAUUUAUGCUACAUAAUAAUAUUAAUUUAUAUUAUUAAACAUUUUAAAACAGUAUUAAAUUAAUUAAAAAUAUUUGUUUACUCAAUGCCUAACUCAAUGCUCUCUAGUUAUAUUUUUUUGUACAAAAAUAGAGUUUGCAAGAGAGUGAUUGGUUUCUAUAAUAAGAGAAGUUGAAGGUGAACCAUCAAACAUGUUAUUUCCAAAAUACAAGGAAAGCCUCUUAUUCCCUCAUCACUCUUAUAAUCUUUUCUCUUUCACUAUCUUCUUCUCUAGGAAAAUACUGUUGAAACAAUAAAGACAAGUUUCAUUUGCUACAAGUUCAUAUAUAAUACAAAUGGAUGUUAUAAAUUCUACAGUAAUAUGCACACAUCCUUCUGGAAGUUCUCACAGGAGUGUGUGGAUGUUAGGAAACCCACUUAGUUCUCCCACUCCUCUUCUCUUUCUGCAGGUCUCACUUAUUACUGUAGUUACACAACUCAUGGAUGCUUGUCUCAGACCACUAGGACAAACCUCCCUUGUAUCUCAGAUUCUUGGAGGAUUGGUAUUUGGUCCAUCGAUGUUGGGGCACAAAGAGAUGGUGACAAAUAUCUUAUUCCCUAUGAAAGGUUGUCUAAUACUUGACACAGUAGCAACUUUCUGCCUCAAUUUCUUCUACUUCAUAAGUUGUGUAAAGAUGGAUACUGGAACAGUGCUGAAAACGGAAAAACAAGCCAUCACAAUUGGUAUUUCUGUAUUCGCAUUUGCAUUUGCAUUCCCUCUUGGAUUAUCCUUUGCAUUGACCAGUUUUAUUUCCAUGGACAAAACCCUCGCGUCUGCUCUGCCGUUAAUAGCCAUAUCACAAAGCUUUACGGUAUUCAUCAGCAUCUCUGUCCUUCUAACAGAGCUUAAAAUCCUAAACACCAAUGUCGGCCGUCUAGCAUUAUCAUCGGCGAUGUUUACCGAUGUUGUUAGUCUCCCUAUGAUCACACUUAUAUUUGCAGUAUUGCAGGUUAAACAUAGUAAUAAGAGUAUGCUGACACUACUAUGGAUCCUUCUAUCCAUAGCUGUACUCUUGGUUGUUAUCUUCUAUGUAAUAAGGCCGACUAUAAUAUGGUAUGCGGGCCGGUUAAAUGGAAAACCGGUCGACGAAUUCUUCUUUGUCUGUAUCAUUCUGUGUGUUCUCUUCACUUCAUUUUGCAGUGAGUUCAUUGGACAGCACUAUUCUAUGGGACCGAUAUUUUUAGGCUUGGCUGUUCCUGAAGGGCCGCCUGUAGGAUCGACUUUGAUAUCGAAAAUGGAAACGGUUUCUGGUGCUUUUUUGUAUCCAUUAUACCUUGCUGUCAAUGGAUUGCAGACUGAUAUAUUCAAAAUCAACCUUCAGGCUACUUGGAUUGUAACUGCCGUCGUGCUAGUUGGUUUUGUCGCAAAGAUCAUUGCUGUUAUUUUACCAGGUUAUUAUUACAAUGUUCCCAUGAAAGAUUGUCUUGUGAUUGGGCUAGUUCUCAAUGGCAGAGGUAUAGCUGAGCUCUGCAUGUACAAUUUAAUGAAGAACUCCAAGCUAUUAACAGGACAACUGUUCUCUUUAUUGGUGCUGACCCUUAUAGUGAUAAAUGGUAUCAUAGCACCACUGGUAAAAUUCACAUAUAAUUCUUCAUCCGAGUAUCAUUCCGGAAAAAGAAUUUCAAUACAACAUACAAAGCGAGAUUCCGAGCUCCGAAUCAUGGUAUGCUUUAACAAGAAUGAAAACAUACCAACAAUGCUCAACAUCAUAGAAGCAUCUUGUGCAAGCAGAGAGAGCAAUAUUGAAGUUAUAGCACUUCUCCUUGUAGAGCUUCUAGGAAGAUCAAGGCCUCUUCUCGUCGCUCACCAACCGCAUGACACGCUUCCGGUAACCAAUUGUGAUUUAACUCAACUCGACAAUGCAUUGAAGCAAUAUGCACAGCUCAAUGAAGGGUGUGCACGUGUUCAAUCAUUCACAUCAAUCUCCGACUUCGAUACAAUCCACGAGGACGUCUGUCGAAUAUCCUUCGACAGAAGAGCCAACAUUUUGAUCAUGCCAUUCCACAAAAGAUGGGAGAUAGAUGGAACCGUCGAGGUAAAAAAUAGAGGAAUCCAAACAAUAAACACUAACGUCCUCGAAAGAGCGCCUUGUUCAGUCGGAAUCCUCAUCGACCGAGCUAUCUUAAGCGGUUGUCCAUCGCUUUUAAUCGGUAAAUCAACAUACUAUGUAGCAGUACUCUUCAUUGGAGGUGCAGAUGAUGCCGAAGCAUUAGCCUAUGCUAGUAGAAUGGCUAGGCAUGAGUGUGUGAAUGUAACAGUUAUUCGGUUCCUUGUUUUUGGAGAAGAGAAUUCAAAAGACAGAAAAUAUGAAACUGAUCUUGUAGAUGAAUAUAGAUAUCAUAACAAUGGAAAUACAAGGUUUGAGAUAAGUGAAGAAGUUGUGAGAGAUGGAAUGGAAUUUUUUUCUAGUGUAAGAAGAAUGGUAGAUUGUUUUGAUUUAGUUAUGGUAGGGAGGGCACAUCCACAAUCAGUUUUGUUACAUGGACAUGAUCAAUGGAGUGAGUGUCCUGAGUUAGGUGUGGUUGGUGAUAUGUUGGCUACACAGGAUUUUGUGACAAAAGCAUCUGUGUUGGUUGUGCAACAACAAAGAAUGGGAGGGAGAUUCAUUAACCAAAAUGUUAUGCCAAAUCAAAGGGAUCAGCUUGUACAUAACGUUCCAAUGAAUGAACCACCAAUACCUUCUUGUACUAUUUCAAUGGAUAAAUAUGACAGAAAGUAGAUAGGUUUAUUUCAUUAGUGCUAAUUUUUAUUUUAUUUUAUAUUUUUUAGUUCACUCUAUUGAGUUUCCUUAGAAAUUUUUGUUUAUAAAGGCCAAUUGAUGAUUCUUACAUGAGUCAAUUCUAUUUGACUCAUGAGUAACAUUUUAACAUCACUUCAUAAUAUCAAAAGAUUAAAAAGGAUUUAGAUUUUCUGCAGUCAAAAGCGAUUAUGAAUCAUUAAAUCUUUCACAAAUAGUUCAUAUUUUUUCAAAUGUGUGAUUGUGUGAAAAUUUCUGUGCAUGUCUGGCGUAGUAGAUAUAAGUGUCGGCCGGCCCUAUGCAUAUGCAGGGAGAACCACAACACAUGACCUCAAAUAAUUGGAAAGAAUGCAACUUGUUUUGAUGAAGAUGCAUCUUAAUUCCACCAUAAUUGAAUUUUACUACUCCCUCAAAAUAAUUGGAAAGAAUGCAACUUGUUUUGACGAAGAUGCAUCUUAAUUCC